Messenger RNA from Asterias rubens (European starfish), 1121 nucleotides. RefSeq names its product DNA-directed RNA polymerases I, II, and III subunit RPABC2-like. Gene Ontology annotation, cellular component: RNA polymerase II, core complex; RNA polymerase I complex; RNA polymerase III complex. The transcript is spliced from 4 exons. Gene Ontology annotation, biological process: DNA-templated transcription. The record is from RefSeq and is a predicted model, not a curated record. Lineage: Eukaryota; Metazoa; Echinodermata; Asteroidea; Forcipulatida; Asteriidae. Gene Ontology annotation, molecular function: DNA binding; DNA-directed RNA polymerase activity. Bases 30 to 416 code for a protein of 128 amino acids.
UCAUCAACUUUACAUUAAACUCGUGCAAAAUGGCAGACGAAGAAGAUGUCGACAAUUUUGAUGAUGGAUUUGACGAUGAUGUUGAUGAUGAGCAGUUGGAAGACAUGCAAGAUGGAGAGGAAGAAGGAGGUGAAAAUAUUGAGGUCCUCCCUGCCGGUGAAGGACAGCAACAGACAGAGAAAAUCACAACACCUUAUAUGACCAAAUAUGAACGAGCCAGAGUGCUAGGAACAAGAGCAUUGCAAAUAGCGAUGAAUGCCCCAGUCAUGGUGGAGUUGGAAGGUGAGACAGACCCUCUUCAGAUUGCAAUGAAGGAGCUGAAGGCAAGAAAGAUUCCCAUCAUUAUCAGACGUUACCUUCCCGAUGGAAGCUUUGAGGACUGGGGGAUUGAUGAGCUCAUCAUUGACACAUCUUAGAAUGGACUGAAGAAACACUGACUUUAGAAUAAGAAAUCACUCCUUCAAAAUAUCCUGGCAGGCCUGGAAUUUCAUCUUUGAGAGAGUAAGGCCCUUUUUCAUUUUGAAAAUGGCAUUUGCAUUUGGAAAUCUUGAAAUCUAUUGGAAAAUUUAGAAGGGGCACCAAGGCCAAGACAAGGGCAACAGAGGAUAUGGUCUCUGUGGUCUCCGUGUAGUUCCAGGCCUGUCCUGGCGUUUUAAACAGGAGAGCUGACCACAAUGAAUAGUCGCACACUCUUGGAUGGCUGGCUUUAUUGUUAUGUUGUAAAGGCGAUAAAUCAUGGUCUGUUUUUACAUAUGAAGAGGUGACCUUUGCAAGAAGGGGAGGGGUAGUGUGAUUGGGGUGUCAUAAUUCUUCUCUAAACUCCCCCGAGAAACUUCAGUUACCCCCAUACAGUUCCUAUCUCAGUUCUUCUGUCAUUUGUCAAUUUGAAGCACAAUGAGAUGCUUGUGUGAGCGGCAAGUCUAACCACUUUACUAUGUACUGAAUGGUUCCGGUCACUUGCACGGAACACUGUUAUUCUGCAUGUUAAGACAUUUUACUUUCCUACAAUGUGAACUCUUUAUAAUGCUGGUUUGAAAAUAAUAUUGUACAAUGUUGUUGGAUUUUAUCUUUUUAUAGCAUUAAUUUUUCCCUUGAAAUAAAGACUAAAGUCUAGCUUAUAU